UAAACUAGUUUAUUUCAAAAAAAAAUACAAGCAAACAAGAAAAAUUGUACAUAGCAAAAAACAAAAAAUUUAUAUUAAAAAAUUAACGCAAAAAUAAUUAUUGCAAAAAACUUUAUUUAACAUUUUAAGAAAAUUAUCUAAAAAAAUCAAACGUAAAAAAACUAAAUUAAAAAUAAAAUGUGAAAACAUGAAUUUAAAAAUAAAAUAUUAAAAAAUGAAUCUAAAAAAUAAGCGUUAAAAAUAAUGUAAAAAUUUAAUAUAAAAAAACUUAAUCUGAAAAAAUAACAUACAAAACUUAAUCUAAAAAUGUUUAAAAAAAACUUAUAAAUUGAAUUUACAAAAAUAAUCUGAAAAUUAAAUUAAAAAAUUAAUCUAAAAGAGAAGUCAAUAUUAAAAUAUUAAUAAAAAAGAAACAGAUACUAAAAAAUUAACCUUUUAAAAACAAAAUAAUUAUAAAAAAAUUAUGUAUAAAAAUAAUUAAAUCUAUACUGCGCCUCUUAUUCUUUUCUUGAUUAUUGUAUCUAAUCACGCAAACCAGUAAAAUGAGCGAAAGAUCGGCGAGCACAUGUAUAUAUACAUGUGCUUUUUUUCGUUCUAUGCACACUCGUCGUCUUUUCUUCACCAGAAAAACUAGCGGUAAACCGUGGCUGACCAGUGGAAUUUGUAAAGAACCGCGGUAUCAUUUAAAACUGACAGUUAGCCGCGGCAAACCGCCGAUUUUGAGAAAUACCGCAGUUUACCGCUAAAACUGGUCCGGUUUUCGCAACAUGGGACCUUCUAUAAUAAAGUUUUGUAUUUUGAUUUUUAAAAACAGAUAGCUUCUUAAUUCUAAACCUAUAAAAUACGAAUGUAUACAUCUUAACAGAGAGAAACCCAUUGAAAUAAACGAAAUUUUUACAGGAGUAUUUUAAAAUUGGGUGGUAUGGAUGGUCAACAACAAUUUCGUGAGUUUCAAGAUUGCAUUAAUCGAAUGAUUGAAAUUGGUGUUGAUUUAAAUGAUAACAAUAAAUCACGCCAUUACAAACAAUUGUUCAAUAAUAUAAUAUGCAAUGAUAUAUGCUUUAACAAAGCGUCUAAAAAAGGAUUUGAACAAAAUGUUGGGGAACCCAGUCUGGAUUUAUUUGUUGAUAAGUAUAUGAAAGAUGGUGACGGUUUGAUAGUUAGUGUUCAACAUGUCAAGAAAUUUUUAACAUCAGAUAUAAUAAUUGGUAUUUUUGCAAUUGGAAUGACAAGCAACAGUCGAUGGUUCGUGAUCAAUACAUCUGAAAUAGAAAAUAAUCAAAAUAAAACAAAAGAAGAGCUUGAAUAUCUGUUGUUGGCGACAAACCACUUUCGCAAGCGUGCUAAAGGUCUUGGUGCAGUGGAAAAUCUUGAAUCUUCAAAAAAUAAAUUAACAAACUAUAAUGAUGAUCAAGAUGAAAGUGAUGCUGAUGAUGACGAUGAUGAUAAUUUAAUGGCCGAUGUUCAUGCAUUGAAAACGGCAGCAAUGUAG
Rotaria sp. Silwood2 is the source of this 1492-nucleotide messenger RNA. NCBI's taxonomy places the organism in Eukaryota, Metazoa, Rotifera, Eurotatoria, Philodinida, Philodinidae. The record is from the annotation of a GenBank genome assembly.